Colossoma macropomum (tambaqui) is the source of this 529-nucleotide messenger RNA. Its product is annotated as C-C motif chemokine 3-like. The coding region runs from base 90 to 341 and encodes 83 amino acids. The transcript is spliced from 3 exons. Gene Ontology annotation, cellular component: extracellular region. The record is from RefSeq and is a predicted model, not a curated record. Lineage: Eukaryota; Metazoa; Chordata; Actinopteri; Characiformes; Serrasalmidae. Gene Ontology annotation, biological process: immune response. Gene Ontology annotation, molecular function: chemokine activity.
UUAAAAGAAAGAGUGAGAGACUCAGCAGCUCAAACUGGAGAUACAGACGGAGAGAGAAACAUUCAGAGCUUCAGACGCCUGCAGAGAAGAUGGAGAUGAAGAUGAGCUGUGUGUGUUUGGUGCUGGGGCUGGUCCUGCUGAUGACCAUCUCCUCAGAUGCUGAGCCUCAUGGUGCUGGUCAUCCUGUUCUGUGCUGUUUCAGCUUCAGCAAUAUUAAAAUUCCACCCGACAUAAUCAUAAAAGUUGAAAAAACACCUUCUGAAUGCCCAAAGCCAGGCUACGUGGUUACUACGUCCAAGAGCAAGUUCUGCAAGCACGAAAUAAAUGGAUUGGCAUCUUGAAUGAAGACUGGAUUUCAGUGCUGCAGCUUCUAUGUAACCCAAAUGCAACAUCCAAAGUGCUUGAAAAGUUGAGAUGCUCCUAUAUUUACCACAUUGUUUGAAUUAAUUAAUGUAUUUACAUUAUCAAUUAUCAAUGCUUUUUAAUGCUGUGGAUCCAAAUAACAGAAUAAAAUCAUGCAAAUGAAUCA